Molecule: messenger RNA, 2797 nt
Organism: Dioscorea cayenensis subsp. rotundata (Guinea yam)
Lineage: Eukaryota; Viridiplantae; Streptophyta; Magnoliopsida; Dioscoreales; Dioscoreaceae
Product: glutamate receptor 3.1-like
Exons: 6
Coding region: 38-2677 (879 amino acids)
Biological process (GO): G protein-coupled receptor signaling pathway
Cellular component (GO): plasma membrane
Molecular function (GO): ligand-gated monoatomic ion channel activity; G protein-coupled receptor activity
Source: RefSeq, a predicted model, not a curated record
UCUUAUAUUCUCAGUUUAUUGAUAGCUUCUUUAUAUCAUGAAACCUUAUUCAGCUAUGUUUUUGGCAACGAAGCUCUUGUUUAUUUCCAGUGGAGUGGUAAUACUGAGUCUCGUGAUUUCUGCUGAAAGGCCUACAGCUAUCAGCGUGGGAGCAGCUUUUCCCUUCAACUCUACCAUAGGAAAAGUUGCGAAAAUCGCUAUACAAGCCGGUGUCGAUGAUGUCAAUAUCGAUCCAACCGUUCUCCGGGGAUCCAAGCUGGUUCUCACCAUGCAAGACACCGAAUGCAAUUGCUACACCGGCAUGACCGAAGCUUUAAAGUUCAUGGAGAACAACAUUGUUGCCAUGAUUGGUCCCCAGUGGUCUUUGAUAGCUCAGAUCAUCUCGCACAUCGCCAAUAACCUCCAAGUACCUCUUCUCUCCUAUGGUGCUACUGACCCAACACUCUCUUGUCUUCAAUUCCCUUACUUAGUGCGUACUACUCAAAGCGAUACUUUUCAGAUGCAAUCUAUAGCUGAGAUCAUCGAUUACUAUCAAUGGAGACAAGUGAUAGCAAUCUACAUUGACCAUGAGUAUGGCCGCAAUGGCAUAUCUGCCUUGGGUGAUAAACUUGCAGAAAGAAGAUGCAAGAUCACCUUCAAAGCUGCAUUGCCACCUGAACCAGACAACAAAGACAUAAUUGAUUUGCUGAUCAAGGUUGGAAUGCAAGAGUCUCGAAUCAUAGUCUUGCAUGCAAAUCCAGCUGUUGGUAUCACUAUCUUCUCGGUGGCAAAAUCUCUUGGUAUGAUGGAAAAUGGGUAUGUUUGGAUUGCAACAGAUUGGCUUGUUGCUCUGUUAGACUCGACAGGAGCACUUGAUCAACAAACCAUGGACUAUAUGCAAGGUGUUUUAUCCCUGCGAAUGCAUACUGCAGACUCAACGAGGAAGGCAACAUUUGCUUCAAGAUGGAGUGAAUUGGCUAACAAAUACUCUGGAAGUAACAUUGGGCUUCAUUCUUAUGGGUUGUAUGCCUAUGACAGUGUGUGGGUACUUGCAAGAGCAUUGGAUGCAUUCUUCAAUGAAGGUGGUUCAAUUUUAUUCUCUAAUGCCUCAAAGCUGAGUCUUUUCAAUGGAGGCAAGCUUCUACUUAAUAAGAUUAAGAGGAUUCGGAUGGAAGGUCUCACAGGUUUGGUUCAAUUUGAUCCAGAUGGAAAUCUAAUUCAUCCUGCAUAUGACAUCAUCAAUGUGGUGGGUUCUGGACUUAAGAUGAUUGGUUAUUGGUCUAAUUACUCUGGAUUAUCAGUUAUAUCUCCUGAAAAACUCUAUAAUAUGCCCCCCAAUAAAUCCAGUGUCAACCAAAAGCUUAACAAUGUUAUUUGGCCUGGAGACAUGGUCAUUAAGCCUAGAGGUUGGGUGUUUGCUAACAAUGGGAAGGAGUUGAAGAUUGGUGUGAUUAAUAGGCCUUUUUUCCAAGAAAUCCUAUCAAAAGACCUGGAAACCGGCACUGUGAAGGGAUAUUGUAUUGAUGUUUUUACUGCUGCAAUGAACCUAUUGGACUAUCCUGUUCAUUAUAAGUUCAUACCUUUCGGCGAUGGCCUAAACAUGCCAGAUUAUCAAGAGAUAUUAUACAAGGUUGCUGCAGGAGAGAUUGAUGGAGUUGUAGGAGACUAUGCCAUUGUCACAAACAGAACACUGAUUCUUGAUUUCACCCAACCGUAUAUCGAGUCUGGCCUUGUCAUUGUGGCUCCUCUCAAAAAACUAAGGUCCAAUGCUUGGGCAUUUUCAAGGCCAUUCACUCUGAAACUCUGGUGUGCCACUGGAGUUGCCAUUGUUCUUGUUGGAGUGGUUGUAUGGAUUCUUGAACGUAGAGUUAAUGAAGAGUUCCGUCAUGGUGGCAACCCAAGAAAACAAAUAUUUACGAUCUUCUGGUUUGGCUUUUCAACUAUGUUCUUCUGCCAACAAGAAGAGAUUAGAAGCACCCUUGGACGCAUUAUCAUGAUUGUAUGGCUGUUUGUGGUGUUAAUCAUUCAGUCUAGCUACAUGGCGAGCUUGACUUCGAUACUCACAGUACAACAACUCUCUUCAAGCAUUCGAGGCAUCGACACACUAAUAGCAAGUGGUGAAAGCAUUGGAUUUGCUGCAGGUUCAUUCGCGGAGAAUUACAUGGUGCAGGAGCUCAACAUUCCAAGAUCAAGGCUUAAAUCUCUUGCUUCCCCUGAUGAAUAUAUUAGGAACCUUGAGCUUGGUCCAAACAAUGGAGGCAUUGCUGCUUUUGUUGAUGAACGUCCUUAUGUCGAGCUUUUCCUUUCAACACAAUGUCAGUUCACUACUGUUGGCUCUGAGUUCACUAAAGCUGGCUGGGGUUUUGCAUUUCCACGCGACUCUUUGUUAGCAGUUGAUGUAUCUACUGCAAUUCUCAAACUCUCAGAGAAUGGGGAUUUGCAGAAGAUUCGUGACAAAUGGCUGACGAGGAGUGCUUGCAGGUCUGCAAACAAUGAACUGGACUCCGAUCGGCUUCGUUUGAGUAGCUUUUGGGGCUUGUUCCUCAUCAUUGGAUUGGCAUGCUUCUUUGCUAUACUCAUUUACCUGUCCUUGGCACUCUACAAAUACAUUCAGUUUGCUGGCAAAUGUAGUAUCCGUGAAUUCCUUUCUUUUGUCUGGUUGACUGAAAGAGGAGGUGAAAUCCAGUCGAAGAGUUGAAGGUUGAAUGCUCACGAAGCUCAUAAGGGCUUUUUGUGUAUGUGUCUAGUUUUUGUAUUAGUUAUUUAGUAUAAUUGUAUUUGAACAUGCUGUAAACUAGAUCACAAAAUGAUUAAGAUU